GGCAAGUUGAACGUCAACUUCACUCAUUUAUACUCUUUCUUCCCUUUCUCUCGCUUCUCUCUCUCCUUUCCCCGUCUGGAUCCCCUUACAUGGUGUCAUUCCGUCUCCUGCACGCCUAGCUCAAUUUCAAGCCCUUUUCUUUAUCGCCCUCUCCCGGCAUUUGGAUUACCAUAUCGAAACGCAAACCGAACACUUGGCGCAAACGUGGCCGCAGCCGCUACAAUCCCCAGCAGUUGUAUUAUUUAUGAGCUGCAGGUCCCCGACCAAAACCUCAUGGUCUACUCUUUCCCCUGAAAUUGAUAGAAUCCUGAUUUCCAUCCUUAUGCUAUAAUUGAUUUUCUUUCCCUCAUUCCUCUCGUUUCACCACUAGUUCUAUGGAGAAUACUGCAUCUACCUCGGGAUUCCUCUCAUUACUGUAUCCGUCGACAUAAAAAAAAGCAGUGUCCGAUUGAAACCCCCCACCUUCCCCUUUGCCUUAUCGGUUGGAUCCCUAAGCACAGGGAUCCAGUGGUUGAGUGAAGGUUCUUACUCUUUCCCUUUUUAUUUUCUGUGUGUUACGGAAGAUUGAGACAAGGUGGCUUCAGAUAGUUCGCAUUUGCUGGGCCAGGAGGAGGUCAGGGACACCGAGCCGGUUCUCGACGCCCCCGAUUCCGAUGACGAAAUGUCUACGAAUCGACCCCCCAUGCACCGAUCCACGGACGGCCGGUCACAACAGCCGCUUUUGAAAGAUGAGCGCGGGCGAUUGUCAAAUUCCAGCUUUGGGAAUGGUGCUGCUGCGGAAGGCAGGCCUAUGCUGCAUCACCAUACCCGACGGCCGACAAUCAGGAGCAGCAGUCCCGAACACAACGCCGAGCAGGACACUCGGCGAAAAUAUAUCAUCGCGUCCGGUUUCUUGUUGCUGAGUUUGGCUAGUUUUGUGGUACAGACCGAGACCGCCGUAUAUAUCUCGAGCGAACUAGGCUGGGACAAGCCCUACUGUAUGCUUUAUCUUACCCAUGGUUCAUGGACCCUUCUCUGGCCAGUCCAACUCCUUAUUCUUCGGUUACAGAAGAGGAAAAUGUCUUGGGACGCAUUCUGGCGACGUCAUAUCUUCCUCCUUCGAACGACCGCGCAGAUGGUUGAAUCUCAGGAUGUGCAUGUAUCCUCCCGCCGUUCCCCUAUUCCGUACAUGCUCAAAACGACCGCGUUCGUAACCCUAGCCCUCACCGUUGCCGGCGGCUCCUGGUACUUGGCUGUCAACAUGACAACCGCGAGCGACUUAACCGCCAUCUACAAUUGUUCCGCCUUUUUCGCCUAUGCUUUCUCCAUCCCACUUCUUAAAGAUAAGCUUCGGUUCGAUAAGGUAUUUGCUGUAAUUGUGGCCAUUGUGGGCGUUCUCGUGGUGGCAUAUGGAGAUGGAGACGAGGGGAAUCAUGCAGAUGGCACGCCGGGUAAAGGACAAGGCCAAGUAAGAAAUAGACUCUUGGGCAACCUUAUCAUCGGCAUCGGUAGUGUGCUCUAUGGCCUGUACGAGGUGCUAUAUAAGAAGUUUGCGUGUCCCCCGGAAGGCACCAGUCCCGGACGCAGCAUGAUCUUUGCCAACACCUUCGGCAGUCUGAUCGGAUGCUUCACCCUGCUGGUUCUCUGGAUUCCCCUACCGGUCCUUCACAUCCUCGGUUGGGAAACCUUCCGUUGGCCCACCGGAGAAGCCGCCUGGAUGCUCCUCAUCUCCGUCUGUGCCAAUGCUACCUUCUCAGGAUCCUUCCUAGUCCUCAUCUCGCUCACCUCACCGGUCCUCUCCUCGGUGGCCUCCCUCCUCACCAUCUUCCUCGUCGCCAUCGUCGACUGGCUACGAACAGGCCAACCCCUCGCCUCCGCCUCCAUCAUCGGCGGCAUCCUCAUCAUCACAGCCUUCUUCCUCCUAAGCUGGAGUACCUACCGUGAAAUGAACGAGGAGCGGAAAAAGUCCCUCGAAAACGACCAAGUCGAAUCCGACAGCGACGACUAGAUUGUCCAUUCCACUCAUCUUAUCAAUCAAGAUAGAACCCUAUAUCUGUGCUCCAUCUUCAUCUGGGUUUUUGAGAAGCCUGCUUGCCACUUAUUUGUAUAACCAUCCUUUCCUCUCUCCUAUAAAUUUUUUAUAUCUCUAUUCUCAUUCUUUGGUUGGGCUAUAUUAUAGACUUGAUUUACUUCUUUAUUUAUUUUGUUGUUGGUGGUGUUUCUUAGAAUGCCGAAGGCCAUUCCAUUCUUGGUCAAUGUAUAUUCCUUACCACUUGUCUUGUACUUGUGUUUCCUUCUCUCGUUUCUUUUUAAUGGGAUAAAGUGCUGUGUUUGGGGUAUAAGAGUAGGGGAGUUUUCGAAAGUUCUCGCCCGAGGGUGCAAAACAUGCGAUCUAUAUACUACUUCUAUACGGUCGACUUUUGGGUUUCAAGGGAAUCAA
Molecule: messenger RNA, 2419 nt
Organism: Aspergillus alliaceus
Lineage: Eukaryota; Fungi; Ascomycota; Eurotiomycetes; Eurotiales; Aspergillaceae
Product: DMT family transporter
Exons: 3
Coding region: 662-1987 (441 amino acids)
Biological process (GO): intracellular calcium ion homeostasis
Cellular component (GO): endoplasmic reticulum membrane
Molecular function (GO): enzyme regulator activity
Source: RefSeq, a predicted model, not a curated record